Molecule: messenger RNA, 2163 nt
Organism: Papaver somniferum (opium poppy)
Lineage: Eukaryota; Viridiplantae; Streptophyta; Magnoliopsida; Ranunculales; Papaveraceae
Product: cilia- and flagella-associated protein 58-like
Exons: 6
Coding region: 1-1944 (647 amino acids)
Source: RefSeq, a predicted model, not a curated record
AUGGGGGAUGCUAUGCUGCUUCUUCACCUUCCUCUUCCUUUCCUUUCCAUUCAGAUUUCUGCCCUCUAUACCCAUAUUAUACACGUAAUGGAUUUAGUUGUCAAGUAUUAUGAGUCUGAGAUAAGAAAGAAAUCUGAAGAAAUUGAUUAUUGGAAGAGGAAAUCUUUUGUGUUACAAAGUCAAUGUGGGGUUCAGGAAGAAGAAUUGGAUGCUUAUAAAGCUACAUUUGAUGCAUUACGUAGCGAACUUCAGGAGAAGAAAUUGGAUUACUACCUUGUUGAGAGUAAGUUGAAGGACUUGACAAAUGGAAUUUCUACAACUCAGGAUGAUGAGCUCAAGUACAAGACGAUGUGUGACAAAUUGAACCAACAGAUUGAAGAGUUGAAGAGAAUAUGUAAGGAAUCGGUUUCUGAAGCAGAAUUGAAGCUGAAAUGUGAAGUUGAUUUGGAGAGACGAUUAAAAGAUUGUAAAGCUCAGUAUAGUGAGAUGUACGAGGAGUUAAAGAGGUACAAGGUGACGUGCGACCAAUUGAAUGAACAGAAUGAGGAGUUCAAGAGAAGGUAUAAGGAGUUGAAGGAGGAGUUCGAGAGAAGAAGGAAGGAGUUGGUAACACAAGCAGAAUUGAGGCUGGAGCAACAAGUUGGUCUGGAGAAACAGUUGAAUGAACAGAAGGAGGAGUUCGAGAGGAGGUGUAAGGAGCUGGCAGCACAAGCAAAAUCAAGUUUAAGGAGGGGAAAGAAAGAGUGGUUGCUCUUGAAAACGACCUCAAGGAGUAUAUGUGGUGAGCUGAAUGAACAGGUUGAGAGCUCAGAAGAUAAAGUAAGAGCUACAAGUAGUGAGGCGGGAAAAUGUAUUGAUAAGCUCACUAAGGAGAUUGUGAAUUUGGGGGAUGAAAAAAGAAAGGUGGAGGAUGAAAGUGAAGUUUUAAAGACCAAGAUUAGGGAAUUGGAGAGUAAAACAGCCUUAUAUCUGAAAGAAUUAGACGAUUAUAAAGUUAAGUGUCAUGGUUUGUCGGUGGAGCUGAAGGAUAAGGAAUUGGAGUUUGUUGAGUAUCAAAGUAAAUUAAAAAACUUAGCACUGACUUCAAAUGCUUUUGUGGAUGAACUUGAAGGCUACAAAAUGGCAAUGAAUGGGCUGAAAGAGCAAAUUAUGGGUCUAGCUGAAGAUCGAAAAGUUUUCUCCGAAAGAGAAAAGGAAGCAGAAGAAAGAAUUUCUUCCUUGCAAGAAGUAAUUAAGAGUUUGGUAGAAGAGAAAUGUAAUCAGCUAAGUAAGGAGACCAAAUCAUAUUCCUCUCCUCAAAUAGACAGAGAUAAGCAUGUCUCAGGCCCUAUCUCUACUACAAAACGAUCAGAGCCUUUAGCAAAUUUGAACGGAGUCAAGGGAAAUGCUGCAUCUCUAAUUAAGAUGGAAUUCGCAAAUACAGCAAAUGAGAAGAUAGUUCUUGAGAUGGAAGAAAGAGAGACAGCUGCUUGCAUGCAAGAUAAUAUGAAACCAGCAGGUAUUGUUCAGAUGUGUAGCAGUGAGAAUGACAAGGAAAUUAAGCCAAAGCUGAAUGUUUCAACUUCCAAAAGACCAUUUCUCGAUCAGAAAGGUGAGGAAUGUGGCAUCAAUUUCCAAGCAGUUGAUAUCCCGUUAUCUUCAGCACCAAAAAGAGAGAGGCUUCUGGACACAGUAACUAUUGAUAGCGAUGAACGUAAGAUGAAGAAACUUAAAGAAGGUACAGUAAGUCCUACACCUAAUAUCACUCCCAUGAAUAUAUGUGCAGGAGAUAUUGCUCUCUCUUCCAAGUGUCAAAAUGCUGAAGAAUACAUAGCCAAGUUACAGCGAAAUUUGGCUUCACAAAAAAUGUGUGCAGAAAAGAAAAGCCUGGCAGAUGGAACAUCAAAAGUAGAAAAUACAUUUCCAGAUUGUUUGGAAUGGCUGGUAGUAGGUCAUCACAAGUAAAGGUAGGCAGCUUAACUACCGAGAACGAUGGUGACAAAGUGACAGAAGAAGCUAAUUCUGAUAGCCGCGGAGAUAGUAAUACUGAAGAUGCAGCGGAUGUUGACUAACUAAAGCUUUAUAUGUGAGAAAAUGCAGUAGAUUUCUAUUAGAAAAUUGUAAAUGCUAACCGGAAAAAACAAACAGAUUAGCACCUAAAGUUACUAUUGCUAAGAGGCUUAG